Messenger RNA from Aedes albopictus (Asian tiger mosquito), 3948 nucleotides. Its product is annotated as gamma-aminobutyric acid type B receptor subunit 2. Lineage: Eukaryota; Metazoa; Arthropoda; Insecta; Diptera; Culicidae. Gene Ontology annotation, molecular function: G protein-coupled GABA receptor activity. Gene Ontology annotation, cellular component: membrane; G protein-coupled receptor heterodimeric complex. The coding region runs from base 498 to 3812 and encodes 1104 amino acids. The record is from RefSeq and is a predicted model, not a curated record. The transcript is spliced from 7 exons. Gene Ontology annotation, biological process: G protein-coupled receptor signaling pathway; gamma-aminobutyric acid signaling pathway.
UAUGGAAUUGGUACCACUGUGGGGUGGUUUCCUUCUCCGUUUCGCUCUAUCGUUCUACCCUUGGUUAUACCCAUCGAGCCUUCUGCGAAGGAAAAAAGGGUUGCUUGGAUUCGAGAUAGAUUUGCACAGUAGAGGCCCGUUAUCAACGUGGAUGGCGUCUUACGAGUGCAUACCCCCAACAAGCACGUGUUUUCCCGCGCGAGAAAAGCACAUGAGAGUCACGAUCAGAUUUUCUCUUCAUUCUCUCGCCGAGUUUUCAUUCCGGGAAAAAUGAAGAUUAUUCAAGCUGCCUCCAACCGAACCGACCGACAGUUCCACUCAAGCUUUUGACUCGGAAGGACGAUUUCAUGUGAAGAAGAGAUGGUGUUUCCCAUUUAUCUUCCAGCUGAAGUGAUACGACGACGAGCCAAACAAACAUACGAAUGUCGAGUGUGUGAUUAACAAGGCAAAUAGUGAGAGUGGAGGAAGGGACCGCAAGUACCCUUUUAAAGUGAACAAUGUUGGUGCGGUUGGCGUUUAUCCUCUUGUGGUUUCUGGAGCUUUUGGGUGCCGGGAUGCCAUCGUCGUGGGUGUCCUCGUCCCCGUCGAACUUUGAAAAUUUCACCCGUGGUCCGGAGUUUGCCGCGAAGAGGAGGAUACUGCGAAGCAUAGAUAAAUCGGUCCUGUUGGUGAAUGAAACGACAAAAGUGUUGAAUAGGAAUACCAUUAACACGGCCUUUGAACGAACCCGACCGGCGACGGGGAAGAAGCGGCUGAGGGAGGUCUCCAUUCUGGGGCUGUUUGAAUUGAGCACCCGGCAUGGUGUGCGGAAAGAAGGAUUCAGUGAAUUGGCUGCUGCUCAAUUGGCAGUUCAACACAUCAAUCGGAGGGGUCUUCUGCUCGGAUAUACGCUGAAGCUGUUGACGAAUGAUACAAAGUGUGAUCCCGGUGUCGGAAUCGAUCGGUUUUUCCACGCCUUGUACACCCAUCAAGACAAGCGUAUCAUGAUGGUGCUUGGGUCUGCUUGCUCGGAAGUUACCGAAAGUUUAGCCAAAGUCGUUCCAUAUUGGAACAUUGUGCAGGUCUCUUUCGGCUCAACAUCGCCAGCGUUGAGCGAUCGCCGUGAAUUCCCACUGUUCUACCGAACAGUGGCACCCGAUUCGUCGCACAAUCCUGCCCGAAUCGCAUUCAUCAAACACUUUGCCUGGGAUACGGUGGCCACCUUUUCCGAGAACGAGGAAGGCCAUUCGUUGGCCGUGAACGACCUGGUGACCGAUCUGGAGCUAGCAAACAUCACCUGUGCGGCUACGAUAUCCUUUGCGGAAACUGAUUUCAAGGAGCAGCUCAAACUGCUAAGGGAAAAGGACAUUCGGGUGAUUAUCGGAAGUUUCUCACACGAAAUCGCUCCUAAAGUUUUCUGCGAGGCUUAUCAUCUGGGAAUGUAUGGAUCGGAAUACGCAUGGAUUCUACAGGAUACCCAUAUUUCCUUCUGGUGGCUUGAGCAGAAUAGCGCCUGUCCGUUGACAAUUCUGUUGAAGGCCGUGGAAAAUGUGCUGCUAGUGUCCAGCUAUAAUAGCAUCGUUGGAAUGGGAACAGCACUGAGUGGUUUGACAAACGACAUCUUCCUCCGCAAGCUGGCCGAAAUGAACGUGACCGAACCGGUGUCGCAAUUCGCUCCCCAAACAUACGAUGCGGUAUGGGCGAUCGCGUUGGCCCUCCGCGGCGCAGAACGAACGUGGACACAGGUAGCCCACCGGAACCGUACCCGGUUGGCCCAUUACGACUACACGCGGUUCGACAUUGCCCAGGAACUGCUCAGCCAGUUCGACAGUCUGAAGUUCAACGGGAUCUCCGGACCGGUUUCGUUCGAUGGAGCCGAUCGCGUGGGAACCACUUCGUUCCAUCAGAUCCAAAGCGGACGGCUGCAGCUCAUUGCGUUCUACUAUCCGAAGAACAAUUCGUUGGAUUUCGGUUGCCCCAAGUGCGGUAUGGUGGAGUGGGAAUCCGGACAGGUACCGAUCGCGAAACGCAGCUUGAGACUUCGAGUUGACACCAUUUCACCGUUGGCGUUCUACAUGGUGGUCGUGUUAUCUGUGGUAGGAAUUGGAAUCUCGCUGUUGUUUCUUGGACUGAAUCUACACUUCAGGAAACUCAAAGCGAUCAAACUGUCCAGCCCAAAGCUGAGCACGAUCACCGUUACCGGGUGUAUACUAGUCUACAUGGCCACGAUCCUACUGGGGCUCGAUCACUCAACACUACCCUGGUCAUCGGUGACCUUCUCGUCGAUCUGCAUGGCCAGAAUCUACUUUCUAUCGGCUGGUUUCUCGCUCGCAUUCGGAUCGAUGUUUGCCAAGACAUUUCGAGUCUAUCGGCUGUUCACGCACAGCGCCGGGGGACUCUGUAAGGAUAAGAUCUUGAGGGAUACUCAGUUGAUCUCGGUGAUCGGCGCAUUGCUGCUGCUGGAUGCCUGCGUUGUGUCGUUCUGGAUGGCUGCGGAUCCAAUGGAGCGACACUUACAUAAUUUGUCACUGGAGAUCAGUGCUACUGACAGGACCGUGGUUUUCUUGCCGCAAGUCGAGCUGUGUCGAUCGAGGCAUUACGAAAGUUGGCUGGGUACGUUGUACGCGUACAAAGGUCUCCUGUUGCUGGUGGGUGUCUACAUGGCAUGGCAGACUCGGAAUGUGAAAAUUCCAGCCUUAAACGAUUCUCAGUACAUCGGAAUUUCGGUGUACAGUGUGGUGAUCACCAGCGCUAGCGUUGUAGUCCUAGCCAAUUUGUUGUACGAGAAAGUAACCUUGGCGUUCGUGAUCACGGCAGGUUUCAUUCUAGUCUCAACGACGGCAACGCUCUGCCUACUGUUUCUUCCGAAGCUGAAAGAUAUCUUCGAUAAGGGCGAAGUGUACGAUCCAGUUAUCCACAGUAUGGGACUCAAAGUGGAAUGCAACACUCGGAGAUUUGUACUAGAUGAUCGCAGAGAGCUGCAGUUCCGUGUGGAGGUUCAAAAUCGAGUGUACAAGAAAGAGAUCGAGAUGCUAGACGCGGAAAUCGUUCGGUUGGAAAAACUCCUCAACGAAAAGUCUUCCAGAUCUUCGUCGCGAUCAUCUGACCCGAACGUAAAACCCCUGGAAAUGUCGGACCCCAGUACGACCAGUGGAUUGCCAAUGCUGCUACUAUCCGUGCUUCCCCCGAUCAUACCUCGUGCGAGUUGGCCUUCCGUCGACCCUAUGCUAUCACCAAUGAAGCGAAACGUGACCUUCAGCUCUCAGCCGCGGAUCGAACUGAGUCGCGAUCGAAUGGGCCUAUCUGGAUAUCGAUCUUCGAGUAUAGAGGAAGGUGGAGGAGGUGUGCUAAACCGAAUCUGGAACCUGUUUGGACCGCGAAUGCGCAAUACUACGUCCGUGUCAACGCUUGGAGGUUUGAACCUGGCCACUGUCAUGCCUUCGAAACUCACGAUCUUUGCGGAAGUGGACGCCGAAGAUGAAGUGUCAUCUAUGAGUGAUCGUCGACGAUCGGAUGUUUUUACGAUUAAUCAAACAUCCGUCGAAGAUCUACGCUUGACAGGGUCCGAACCGAAGGUGAACUUCAUGCUGCCACCUGUAGUAGCGAAUCGACGAUCCUCGAUCGUACCAACCCUUCGGGAGAGGAUCAAAGGAUCUCCCAGAUUUCCCCACAGGGUUUGCCCGACCAGCAGCAUGUCGGAAUUGGUAGGGGACCGGGCGAAGAUCGGGUUUCUAACGGUGAAGAGCUGCGAGGUUUUGCAACGUAACAAUAACGAUCCCAAAUCGAAGUGGAAAUCGAUGGAUUCUUUUUCGAAGAAUGUCGAGCAGUGUUGAGUUUUGAGUGGUGACAAUGUAGGACCAAUAACCCGUAUAAAUAUCGGUUAACAUUAGUUGAUAGAUGGUUGCAACUGAGUGCUGUGUUUCAUAGAAAGCAAUAAAAUAAAAUCGAAUCAAUGGUAGUUUGUGUGAA